AGAAGUUUUCCACUGCCAGACAACCUUGAGUUCAGAUCCAGGAAAUGGAGAAGACAAUUGUUAUUAUAUUAAUCCUUGUGAGUGCUUCAGGGAUCCUGACUCAGACGGAUAUGAGUGACAAGGUGUUUUUCAUCCCCAAAGAAUCUGCCACAUCUUACGUGCGUCUUAAUCCAAUGAAAAAUGGUCCUUUUGCCAGCCUUACAGUUUGUCUAAAAUCAUAUACAACACUGACACGGGCUCAUUCACUCUUCUCUUUGGCAACACCAAACAAAGACAAUGACUUCCUCCUGUUUCAGGAUAAAAAUAAUAAGUUUUCUGUAUCAAUAGGCAACCAAGAUUGGUAUUUGGAUAUACCAGGCACUGCAGUAGUGAGGAGCAUCUGUGCCAGCUGGGAUUCUCUGACUGGAGAUGCGGUUGUAUGGGUCAAUGGCAACCCAUACCCUAGAAAUAUAUUUAUGAAAGGGUACAAAGUCAAUGCCAACCCCAUCAUUAUCAUUGGACAGGAACAGGAUAGUUAUGGUGGAAAGUUUGAUGCUGCUCAGUCCUUGGUAGGAGAGAUAAGUGAUGUUCAUAUGUGGGAUAGAGUCCUGACCUCUCAGGAACUUAAGCUGGUACUGUAUAACAGGGGCAUGGUUGGCGAUGUAAUUAACUGGCAAAACUUAAACUAUGAAACAAAAGGUGAAGUCAUUAUACUUCCACAAGUAUGUAAAAUUCAUUACUACCCUGAUUCUUGCUAUAAUCCUACAGAAGAACAUGUCUAUGUAUAAAGGGCUCUGUAACUGCCUAGUAGGUCUUACAGGAAAUGAUUCUUUUGAUAUUAUUGCUGUUACACCCUAAACCUCUCUUUAUAAAUAAACAGACACGUGCAAAUAAAAUAAUGCAUGUUUAAUGAAUGUAUAAUUAAAUGGAGUGUAGAACAAAAUAUUUAUUUUGAGCCUCCUUUACAUAUAUCCAUUUAUUUGUAGACUAGGCUUCCUUAUAGUACUCUAUCUCCUCCUGAGUCUGUUACAGAUUUAAUUGACUUAUCCAGCAUAUAAUUUUUAUCUUGUAGCUCUUACACCCACCCUCAAUUGAUUAUUUAUUUAAUCGACUGAUCCUGUGUAUAUAUAUAUAUAUUUUUUAGCAUAAUUAAUGUGUAGUUCUCAUACCUACCCUCAAAUGAAUUAAUAUAUUGUGCUAAUUUCAUUCCCUAAUGAACUGAUAGGUUUAGUUAUUUUAUUACCCUACUCAAGGUUUUUUAAUUGAAUCUCUGAUUGUUGUUUUAUUAUUCUAUGUAUUGCAACUUUUUUCUUUUUAUUGAAUGUUUAGUGUACUUAUUUGAUAUUUUUUAAUGUAAUGAUUUAUUAUAUAAUAAAACACUGAUUGAUUGAUAAAUUUAA
Messenger RNA from Xenopus tropicalis (tropical clawed frog), 1379 nucleotides. It is a transcript of the gene crp.2, whose product is annotated as C-reactive protein, pentraxin-related, gene 2. The record is from RefSeq and is marked validated. Lineage: Eukaryota; Metazoa; Chordata; Amphibia; Anura; Pipidae. Gene Ontology annotation, cellular component: extracellular region.